UCGUAAAAACGCGAACGACCUUCGUGAGUGAUUCCAGGCAUCGGGAGACAGUGGGACUCAUCUCGUUAGUGUCGGCUCUGCCGUCCAACAAGAUGCACUUGUUCUUGCGCGGAGCUGUUGCGUGGAUCCCCUGCACACCCGGAAACUGCGAAAGUAAUCGCUGAAGAAACUUCAUUGACUUUUGGUCUUUCGUUAAGGCAGAGGAAUCAGCUGCACGCGAGAAGAUAACGAGGAAUUGCAUAAGAAUUGGUGGGACAGCAGAUUGCGCAACAAUUGUGUGCGCGGAGCAAAUAAAAAUGCAGGUGCCGCCGAUUAAUUUGUUCCUGACUGGCAUAUCGCUAUUGUGUAUCGUGCACCCCCUCCACAGCGACCCUCAGCCACCAUACUGGAUGAAUUAUGAAACGUACAAUCCGGUGGAUCGCCAAUUGUAUCCGCUGCAUCGCGUGCCAGAACUUCCACGAUAUCAAUCGUCGAUCGGUCAUGAAGCACCUGUGACAUACCAGCGACCACCCAGCUUAGAAUUAAAUUAUCGAAGCUUGCCAAACACUGAAAGAGUACCUGAAACUGACCACCUACCGUAUAAUUACUUUGGACCGAAUCUUGAGAAACAAGAGGACUCGAAAGAGGUCGAGGAAAGUGAUUCGAGAGAGGAGGAGAUUUUGGAGAAGUUUAAAAUACUUGAUAAGUUGUUGUCUGAAGACUCGAACGAGAAGGACCUUGAUACCAACGCGAUUGGGGAGAAAAUCAUACCUGAAGAGUCGAAAAGGGUUGUUCGAGAGGUUCGAAAGCAUAAACCAGGGUUCUUUUGGACCUUGGCGAGGGUCACGUUCGAAACAAUCAAUGACACGUCAUCAGCGAUCAAACAGAUCACCGAAAUCAUCAACAAUAAUAUCGCACCCGACUCAGCCACCCAGGCUUCCAUGACGAGUGCAUUAACAGCCAUUAAUUCUACAAACACAACCGGAAACGCGACCAGUUCAUCGAUCACGACCACACCAAGACCUAGCAUGAACUUCACGUUAACUAGAGGUAGCCUACAGAGAUUAAUCAGGAGAAACGUUCUGGGUCUCGUUAGACUGUUCAACAUCGAGUGGAAGGAUGCGUUGAACCAAUCGGAGGUGAACGUGAAGGAGUUUCAAAAAGACUUGGGCAAACAGGUGGGCAUGUACCUCCAAGACAAUCCCAAUGCCUACUGAAAAGGAACUACAAGAUUAAUUCAUAGAAAUCGAUGUAUAUUUCGUUAGCUUGUAGCCAAAGACUUUUUACGACUUGGAUUAAAACGUACAUUCGAAACUUGAAA
This is a messenger RNA of Megachile rotundata (alfalfa leafcutting bee), 1300 nucleotides long. RefSeq lists its product as uncharacterized. NCBI's taxonomy places the organism in Eukaryota, Metazoa, Arthropoda, Insecta, Hymenoptera, Megachilidae. The record is from RefSeq and is a predicted model, not a curated record.